CCCCCCACCUCCCCUCCCCCUUGUGUUGCCACUCGUGGGUGCCGAAAUUAUUGUGACAAAUUACAGCUUUUAAAAUGUCGGAGAAUACUGCUGGUGGCAGUUCUGCCACUGAAGAAAAUGGAGACUCCGAAAUUUACCCGGGAUUUAAAAACAUCAAAGAGUUUACCCAGAGUGGGUUGCGGCUGUUGAUGGAGAACAUUCGGGACUCCAAUGGAUUGCCUAUUGGCCAGAGGUGGGACUACUAUACCAGCUUUCCGUCCUUCAAGAAAGUUAUGAAUGCUGAAGGGAAAAGAAUCCUCCAUCUAAUCAACCUGAUUUUACGCCAUCAAGGAGUUCAGGGCAAUGUCCUUCGCAGGGAUGAUGACGAAAAAUUUGAGCUGCUUGUUGAUGCUAAUGACCGUAUUUUUGAAAGAGUUGGAAAUACUCUUGACGAAAUUAUGGGCAUCAGGAAAAAUCCAGAGCCUGUACUGGUGGAAGCCACUGGAAAAACAAGAGCUGUCAGUGGGAGCUGGAACAAGGGAGCUUCUAGUAAAACAAAUCUUGACUCAGCUGCUCAGUUUGAACCACAGUCAGUUCGCUUGCUCACUGCCAAGAAUAUUGAAAGACCACAAGCCAAGUUCCGUGAUAAAAUUGACAACAGCAACUCAGCCUGGGAACCCCGAAUCAAGGAAAAACCGAAUGCCAUCAAGCCAUUAGCCAUCCUUCUUGGAUGUACUGAAGAUGGGGAAUGCUUCAGUCACCCGUACGAGUUUGAAUUGGACCGUUUUACACCACCAGAGGAACAGUUACAGGCGUCGGACCCCAUUGAACCUAAAGCUGUGGAUGAAGUGCCUCUCAUUAUGGUUGAAAGACAAGAGCAGAUAGCACCCCUUCUGGAAGACUUAUUGAAAUGCAAGACAAUUGCUGUUGAUCUAGAGCAUCAUUCAUAUCGAUCUUUUCAAGGGUUUACAUGCCUACUCCAAAUAUCUACAGGUGAAAAGGAUUAUUUAAUUGAUACUAUUUCUCUUCGAUCAGACCUUCAUGUUCUCAAUGAAGCUUUUACUAAUCCGAAAAUCCUGAAGGUUUUCCAUGGAGCUGAUAGUGAUAUCCCCUGGCUUCAGAGAGACUUGUGCCUAUAUGUAGUGAAUAUGUUUGACACCUACCAAGCAGCCAAAGUUUUGAACUUUGCGGGCCUAUCUUUAUCUUUUCUACUGAAACAUUACUGUAAUGUUAAUGCUGAUAAGCACUUCCAGAUGGCCGAUUGGCGCAUUAGGCCACUACCUGAUGAGUUGAAACACUAUGCAAGAUCGGAUACUCAUUACCUGAUAUACAUUUAUGAAAGAAUGAGAAAUGCUUUAUUGGAAGCAGCUAAUGGACAAACAAAUUUGUUGCAAGCAGUGUAUCAACGAAGCACAGAAACUUGCAAGCGUCGCUAUAACAAAUUAAUUUUGACAGAUGACUCCCAUAUGACGCUUUACCGUAAGAGUAAAAAAAUGUUUACUAAUCAACAAAUGUAUGGUCUUCAGCACUUAUAUCAAUGGAGAGACAGAAUUGCUCGGGAAGAAGAUGAAAGUCUCGGGUAUGUUUUGCCGAACCAUAUGUUACUUCAUAUCUCAGAGUUGCUUCCGAGAGAAAUUCAAGGUAUUCUAUCAUGUUGCAAUCCUAUUCCACCACUAGUUCGGCAACACCUCAUUGAAAUGCACCAGAUCAUUUUACGCGCAAGAGAACAGCCACUUGUCAAGCCUGUUGUUGAAGAGGAGUUACGUCAAAGACCUGUGGCCGAAGCCUGGGCUAAACUCAACCUUGAGAGCCCAUUGUGUUGUCCCCAUGAUAUGUCAUUCCAGCUUGACUUCCGAGAUGAUUUGCCUACGCUUCUUGAACCAUUGAAAAAUGGUGAUGUGGAUAAGAACCUAAGUCAAAGUUUAAAUAUGAGAGCAUCCCUCCCAUUGUACUCUAACAACUCUUUUGUUAAUGUGACUCAAACUCAUCUAGUUAAAGAACGACCCAAGAUUGACUUUGGAUUUUCAUCCUCAACCAAUGAUGGCACUGGUGGAUCACAAAACCAGUCAAAGGCUAAAGAUUUGCUCGAGAAAGUGAGUUUCUUGAGUCCAUUUGAGUGUUACAAGAAAGUACGCCCAUAUCUAGAUCACUUAGAACAAGAAAAGCUUCGGAAGCAUCAAGAAGAAGAAGAAUCACGCAAGAUGGCUGCUGCCCAGCAAGCUCAAUCUACUAGCACUGAUCUCUCCAUUGAAGAACGAAUAUCAAGGAUGCAAGAAGAUAUAAGAAAGAUGACAAAUGAAAAUACCAAUUCACCUAAACCAGAGGACUUGCCACUAUAUCAGGCUAAAGGUUCAAAGAGGAAAACAUCCCAGCUUAAAGGAAAGUCAUUUGAGGAAGGAGAUCUACAACCUCAACCAAAGUUAAUGAAAGUUGAUGAUAAGCCCUUCAAGGGCCAGAAAAAGGGUCAAAAUAAUAAAGGUGGAAACCAAUCAAGUAAGACUCCAAAUAAAAGUGGAUCAUCGAAAUUUGAACCGUUUGACUACAAGCAAGCAAAUUAUAGCAAAUUCCAAAGUGGAAAUAAGAAAAACAAAAGCCAGGAAGUUCAGCUGAACUUUUCAGGAAAAAAAAGGGGUAAAAAUGCAAGAACUUCAACCUCAAAAGUGUUAAAAAGUUUAGAUGGAGAUGCAGGUGGUUCCAGUGGAAAAGGCAGAGGCCGUCGAUAGUGCAAUUAUUUUGUCAAACAAUUUUAGCAUAAAAUCUAUGUUUGAUGUUUAGUCAUUGUUUAAUUAUAUAUUUUUUGUAAAAAGAUAACAAAAUACAAAUUUGAAAUAAAAUUGGUAAAUUUUAAACAA
Messenger RNA from Thrips palmi, 2831 nucleotides. It is a transcript of the gene Rrp6, whose product is annotated as exosome component 10. Gene Ontology annotation, cellular component: nuclear exosome (RNase complex); nucleolus. Lineage: Eukaryota; Metazoa; Arthropoda; Insecta; Thysanoptera; Thripidae. Gene Ontology annotation, molecular function: 3'-5'-RNA exonuclease activity; nucleotide binding; nucleic acid binding. The coding region runs from base 75 to 2702 and encodes 875 amino acids. Gene Ontology annotation, biological process: poly(A)-dependent snoRNA 3'-end processing; histone mRNA catabolic process; nuclear polyadenylation-dependent rRNA catabolic process. The record is from RefSeq and is a predicted model, not a curated record. The transcript is spliced from 14 exons.